UAAACGUAAGACGUGAAUCUGAUCGUCUGGCAUCAUUGAAGGCAACCAUUGGUGUAAUCGCGAGCAAGUGUAGCGUUCGAGUGAGCAAAAGAGCGAUUGUUCCCAGUGAGAAGAGAUACAGAAAGACGAAAUCAAGAAACGACGUGAUGCAGCGAACAGAAUAUACACAACGACCUCACAACAACACUGGCGAGUCAGAUAAAGAGUCUGUGACCACUGAAUCAAUGGAAGUCAGUUACCCAGAACAAGGCCCUGACCACGAUGAGCUUUUGGAGAGAAUGAAAGCUGGAGGGUCAGUUAAAUUUCAACUUGAUGAUGCCGCUUUUUUGCAAGAUACAAAGUACAGUUCUCACAUAUGGGUGAGAAGCUUGCCGUGGAGAUUGAUGGUUAUGCCACGUCCUAGUCAAAGUCCACGGAAGAGCCUAGGUGUGUUCAUGCAGUGUUGUGUACAAGAAAUUAAUGCCGAUGUUCCGGUAGGAUGGUCUUGUCUAGCUAUUGUGACGUUCAAGGCCUAUAACCAUUUGGAAGGAAAGGAAUAUCGUGAAAAGAAGGUAGACCACACUUAUGAUGCUAAAGAAAAUGAUUGGGGAUUUCCAUCAUUUCUUUCUUGGGAUGAAGUUAUUAAUGCCAAUAGUGGGUUUGUGAAGGAUGGUUCUAUCUCCUUGGAAGCUCACGUCUUAGCAGAAGCUCCACAUGGAAUUGACUGGGAUUCUAAACGGUUCACAGGUUGUGUUGGUCUCAAAAAUCAAGGUGCCACAUGUUACAUGAACUCGUUGCUACAGACUCUCUUUUUUACUAAUCAACUACGAAAAGCUGUGUAUCAAAUGCCUACUGAAACAGAUGACUCUGUGAAGAGUGUACCACUUGCAAUGCAAAGGGUGUUUUAUGAGCUACAGUUUAGUGAUCGUGCAGUAGCAACGAAGAAGUUGACUAGGUCUUUUGGGUGGGACACGUGGGAUUCAUUUAUGCAACAUGACGUGCAGGAGCUUUCAAGAGUGUUGCUUGACAAUCUAGAGAACAAAAUGAAAGGAACUCAAGUACAGGGAACUAUUCCAAAACUGUUUGAGGGCAAGAUGGAAUCGUAUGUGAAAUGUAAGAAUGUUGACUACAAAUCUUCAAGAACAGAGGCAUUCAUGGACAUUCAAUUGAACAUCAAGGGCAAAAAGAAUCUUUAUGAAUCAUUUGAUGAUUACAUCUGUGUGGAGUCAUUAGAUGGUGACAACAAGUAUGAUGCAGGAGAUCAUGGAUUACAGGAUGCUGAGAAAGGGGUUGUGUUUACAAAGUUUCCACCUGUUUUGCAUCUGCAAUUGAUGCGAUUUCAGUUUGAUCCACUGACAGAAGCAAAUGUGAAAAUCAAUGACAGAUAUGAGUUUCCCGAGAAACUAGACGUUACAAAAUAUUUGAAAGAUGGAGAAGAAGCGACACCAAUUUGUUACACUCUACAUGCUGUUCUUGUUCAUAGUGGAGACAAUUAUGGUGGUCACUAUGUUGCAUAUCUCAAUCCAGAAGGAAAUGGUCAGUGGCUCAAGUUUGAUGAUGACGUUGUUUCGUUGUGCAGCAAUGAUGAUGCUGUGGAAAACAAUUUUGGCGGCCCAGUGAAGCCAGACCAGCUGCCAAGUCGAAGCUGCACCAAUGCCUACAUGUUGGUUUAUAUCAAGGACAGUUGUAUGCAAGAAAUUCUUGCUCGUGUGUCUGAUUUGGAUAUACCGAGUAGCUUGAAAGAAAGAUUUGCUAAAGAGAAGCAUCAAGAAGAACAGAGAAGAAAGGAAAGGCGGGAAGCUCAUCUUUAUGUCAGCAUUGAAGUGUACACAUCAGAUUCUUUUCAUGGUCACAGAGGACAUGACCUUAUUGACUUUUUAUCAGCAAAACCUCUAUCAUUUAGAUUUCUUAAGACUAUGGCAGCAGAAGAAGUCGAGAAUGCAAUUGCUGACAAUAUGGGAUAUGGCUCUGGUCAGUUGCGAAUGUGGCCUAUUCAACAACGAGAGAACAAUACAUUGCGGCCAGCCUGUAUUGUUUCUGAAGAAAGGAAAAAUCCAAUAUCUGACUUUUCGGGUGGCAGUGGCAAGAUUCGAAUGUUUGUGGAAGUGCUGAAACCUGACACUGGUGCAGACCAGUUGCCCGAGUUUACUGUCAAUGAUGAUUGUAUGCUAUUUUUCAAAUUUUAUGAUCCUCCCACGAAGACAUUAUCAUAUGUUACACAUUUUCCAGUUCCUGUCAAGACAAAGUUUUCUGAACUAGUGCCAGUAUUAUCAUCACACGUUGGUUUACCCAUAAACACACCCUUGCAACUGUUUGAGGAGGUACAACCGGAUUUAGUUGAGCCUAUUGACCUCAGUAAAGAAAUUCGCCAGGUUGAAGAUCUACAAGAUGGUGAUAUUGUGUGUUUCCAAAAGGUUGAUGCUUCAUAUGCAAGUUUGCUGCUUCCUACAGUUGGAGAUUAUUUUAGUGAACUUGCCAGUCUGGUUAGUGUUUGUUUUUAUGAUGUUCUGGAUCAAUCUGAUCCUGGUCUUAAGUUGGAGUUGUCGUAUCGGCUCAACUAUGUUCAAAUUGCAAAGCAUGUUGCCAGCCAGUUGGAUGUGGAUCCUCUUAUGAUACAGUUUUUUAAACCCCACCCAACAAGACAAGGUGUUCCUGGGCAGUCGGUUAAAUGUUCAUUUGGUGGAACUCUUAAAGACCUUCUUAUUAUCACUACUCGGUGGAAUAUUCCUCGUGUUCUCUACUAUCAAAGAAUACCAAUGAGGAUUGAUGAGUAUGAGACCAAGAAACAACUGCACUGCACUUUCUUUAGCUCCAACUUGAAAGAAAUGACGGAGAUAAUAGUUUUUGUCAAUGAAGAUGGAACAGUUCAAGAUGUGUUGAUGGAUGCUGAGAAACAGCUUGCUGCACAGGGUGGUGGAUCAAGACGACUAAGGCUACUCGACAUAGUAAAUUCAAAAAUCUACAGCGUUUAUCCACAAGAUGCACAUGUUGAUACCAUACCACAGAAAGUGUUACGACUCGAGGAAGUUCUUCCUGAAGAUCUUGAUCUUGAUGAUAAUAAGCUUCUGGUGCCUGUAGCACACUUUCAGAAAGAACCUAUACAAACAUUUGGUGUGCCCUUCUUUUUUGUUGUCAAAGAAGGUGAGCUCGUCUCAUCGUUGAGACAUCGAAUAUGCAAGAAACUGGAAAUAGGGGAAAAAGAGUUUGAAAAGUACAAACUAGCUCUAGUACACUCUGGUCGUGCUCAUUUCUAUCCUGAAAGUGAAGAUGUCACCAUAUCACUAGAUGAUUUUAGGCCCCCUCCUCGAUCACACGUGGCAGGGUUUGGAAAUCAUGCUCUUCAUGCUGCAACGCCAUGGCUUGGUCUUGAACAUGUCAAUCGAACACCUAAACGACAAAGAGUUUUCCUUGAGAAGGCAAUUAAGAUAUUCAACUAAGCCUUCUUUUUCUAUGGUUAGCCGGCUGUACAUGACUGAUACUAUACAAAGUGAAUUAUGUGCUUAAAUAGAAGUACAGUGUAGUUACUGUCGAUCCUAACUUCUGCCUUCGUUGCA
Molecule: messenger RNA, 3533 nt
Organism: Corticium candelabrum
Lineage: Eukaryota; Metazoa; Porifera; Homoscleromorpha; Homosclerophorida; Plakinidae
Product: ubiquitin carboxyl-terminal hydrolase 7-like
Exons: 40
Coding region: 147-3416 (1089 amino acids)
Biological process (GO): regulation of protein stability; protein deubiquitination
Cellular component (GO): nucleus; cytosol
Molecular function (GO): protein binding; cysteine-type deubiquitinase activity
Source: RefSeq, a predicted model, not a curated record